GCAGCGUCCACUCAGCGUGUCGGGGCAGUUCGAGCCCUCAGACGAUGCAUGUGACAUCCGCCUUCCUCGCGUGCCUCCUGGGGCUCUCCGCCCCUGCGAAGGCGGCUUUCGGUUCUGCUGGCGUCAGGGAGGAACUCGGAACCCUCAAGAAAGCCUUAUUCAGGAGCUUAGGGAUGGGCGAGGCGACCCCGGAAAUCCCGGCCGGGGAGUGGCCCAACCGAUGGUUCCCCCGCCCGCCGGCGGACUCCUCGAAGGAGGCGGACUCCUCGAAGGGGGCGGACUCCUCGAAGGGGGCCGCCGUUACGAGGGAGCAGUUGCGCGACGACGUCCACGGGAUCAGGAUGGGGGUCCCGACCUCGGCCUGCGACGACGGAAAGGUCGGCCUGGAGUUGGACUGGGACGGCUCACCCGUGAACCACACGUGCUACCACCCGAACGCGCGCUUCCCUGUGGACCCCACCGCGGCCCCGCGCCUGCUGUGCGACCAGAUCCCGGCCGAUUAUCGCGCCAACCAUUCCUGCAUGGACACGCGGAUCACAUACAGCACGCCGGUCCCCACUUUCGGCACCCACCGCCCGCUCUGGCCCGUCUACGGAGAGUACACGUUCCUUCCGACCCAGCGGUGGCUGCACACGUUAGAGCACGGGGGGAUUGUGAUGCUGUAUCACCCAUGCGCACACCCCGCUGAAGUGGCAAGCCUUCGAUCGACAGUCACCGGAUGCAUUCGGAAGCACGUGAUCACGCCGAGCACGCACCUGACCCCAGACGAGCCCCUCGCGCUCGUCUCGUGGGGGUGCCGGCUGAGCAUGCCGCACGCGGACGAGGACGCGGCGGUGGCCUUCAUCCGGGGGCACGGGCUCCGCGCCCCCGAGGGGGCACUGGCGGACGACGGCCAGUUCGCGGUCGGGCUCGUCCGCGCCGCGGCGGUGCCGGAAGGAUCCGACGCCCGCGACGGGCACCUCUGCCCCAACAACUUCUGA
Darwinula stevensoni is the source of this 980-nucleotide messenger RNA. Lineage: Eukaryota; Metazoa; Arthropoda; Ostracoda; Podocopida; Darwinulidae. The record is from the annotation of a GenBank genome assembly.